AACCAAAUUACCUUUGAAGGGAGCAAAACUUCUACAUCUUUUGGAGAAUACAUUCGACGAGUGUUUCAAGCCGUAAUUCUUCCAAUUCACCACCAAAAUACUGCAGAGACAAUGAUCAAUUCCAUCCGUAAUGAAUAUGCAAUAUAUAAACCGCAGCAUUGGAAUUGGACUUUAGUGAGAACAUAUGGUGAUUUCCUUGCAUCUGCUGCUAAAUCUUAUUCCAUGAACUGCAGAAUCAUGUCUCAACAAAUUUACCACGACGUUUACGUUUGCUUAGUAAGAUUUUUUUUGCUUCAAAUACCUGAAGUAAAGAAACGAUUACGUUUAUCUUCUGUGAUUGAAUUAUUCUAUAGUUGUCUGCAAAAGAAGGAUGUAAUUCUUCAAUAG
Messenger RNA from Ambispora leptoticha, 387 nucleotides. The record is from the annotation of a GenBank genome assembly. Lineage: Eukaryota; Fungi; Glomeromycota; Glomeromycetes; Archaeosporales; Ambisporaceae.